AUGCAGAUGUUAGAGUUUUUACUAGAGCAAGGUGAUAACAAGAUAGAUAAAAACGCUAUGAACAAGAAAAACAAGACAACUAUGGAUAUUUUCGACCUAACAAAAAUUAGGCAGGAUUCUGAUGAGGAUAGAAAAGCUAAAGAGAAUAAUUUAGCACAAUGCUUGUGUACUAUAGUAGGAUGGUGUGGUUCAUCAAAAGACGGUCAAGAAAAUAAAUAUAGCGAAACUGAUCAAAAGAUCGAGACAUUACUUAACGAUAAAAAUGCAUUACGAGCAAAAAUGGUGCUGAAACGCAGGGAGGACGAAAAAUGGUUGGAGGAGCAGAACACAGCUCUAAUGGUUGUUGCAUCUUGUAUUGCGACCUUGUCAUUCCAAGUCGGAAUUAAUCCACCCGGAAGUGUUUGGACGGAUAAUGAACAAGGUCAUGUGGCAGGUACGUCCAUAAUGUCAUAUGAUAAUGAUAAAGAUUCAUACAAUCUAGUGCAAGUUAGCAACACUAUUGGGCUCAUGUCAUCGCUAAGUGUCAUCCUUCUCCUUAUUAGCGGCCUUCCUUGCAAGCGACAUUUUGUGUUCAUUUUGAGGGUUACUUUGUGGAUUGCUGUGACCGCGAGUGCAGUUACUUACUUUUACACGAUAGGGUACAUUACAAAUGAGCUUGGAGACAAAGCUGUCUUAGUCGAUGCUAUGGAAUAUUCUGUCGAGGUAUGGCUAUGGCUCAUGAUGGUGAUACUCUUUGGACAUGGUUUGCGCUUCAUAUGGAAGAUUAUGGGUCAUGAUAGAAGGGCAAAUAUUAAAAAAACUUUGAAAACUGAUAAGUGGAGUCAGUAUUGUUGA
Messenger RNA from Chenopodium quinoa (quinoa), 834 nucleotides. RefSeq lists its product as uncharacterized. The transcript has a single exon. NCBI's taxonomy places the organism in Eukaryota, Viridiplantae, Streptophyta, Magnoliopsida, Caryophyllales, Amaranthaceae. Bases 1 to 834 code for a protein of 277 amino acids. Gene Ontology annotation, cellular component: plasma membrane. The record is from RefSeq and is a predicted model, not a curated record. Gene Ontology annotation, molecular function: protein phosphatase regulator activity; protein phosphatase 1 binding.